Theobroma umbraticum is the source of this 2997-nucleotide messenger RNA. It is a transcript of the gene RSH1, whose product is annotated as RELA/SPOT homolog 1. The record is from RefSeq and is a predicted model, not a curated record. NCBI's taxonomy places the organism in Eukaryota, Viridiplantae, Streptophyta, Magnoliopsida, Malvales, Malvaceae. Gene Ontology annotation, biological process: guanosine tetraphosphate metabolic process.
AUGGCCUCUGCUCCUUCCUUAUCCGUUUCUGUUGAAUGCGUGAAUAUAUGCAAGUUAACGAAAGGGGAAGGAAGUGGAAGGUAUGAUUGUAGCGUGCUUUCGUGUGCUUGGAAAGCUCCAAGGGUCUUAACUGGAUUCCUUGCCAGCACUGCCAAUCCUUCUCAUUCUUCUUCCUUUGCCUACGCCCGCUAUGGAAGUAGAAAUCGGAUCAAAUCUGCUCUUGAUGGAGGAGGAUGCUAUUCAACAGAUGUUUCCGAGUUUGUACUGCUCGGAAAACUCUUCAAGUCAAGCUUGCUUCAUGUUGGUUGUAAAAGAUGGCAGUUGCAUUGUUCUUCAUCUGUCUCUUCAGAGGGAUCUGAUGAUGUUUCUCCUGAAAGGUUGUGGGAGGAUCUGAAGCCUACUAUAUCAUACCUUUCACCUAAAGAGUUGGAAUUGGUUUACAACGCUCUCAGGCUAGCUUUUGAGGCACAUGAUGGCCAAAAGAGACGAAGUGGAGAGCCUUUUAUCAUUCAUCCAGUUGAAGUUGCACGCAUUCUUGGAGAACUUGAAUUGGAUUGGGAGUCUAUUGCAGCUGGAUUGCUACAUGACACUGUGGAAGAUACAAAUGUUGUUACAUUUGAAAGAAUAGAGGAGGAGUUUGGUCCUACGGUACGCCGCAUUGUAGAAGGAGAGACUAAGGUAUCCAAGUUGGGAAAAUUGAAGUAUAAGAAUGAAAAUGAUUCAGUAAAAGAUGUGAAAGCUGAUGACCUACGGCAGAUGUUUCUAGCCAUGACAGAGGAGGUUCGUGUCAUCAUUGUUAAAUUAGCUGACAGAUUGCAUAAUAUGCGCACUCUUUCACACAUGCCUCCGCAUAAACAGUCCAGCAUUGCAAUGGAGACAUUGCAGGUCUUUGCUCCUCUAGCAAAGUUGUUGGGAAUGUAUCAAAUCAAGUCUGAACUUGAAAAUUUAUCCUUCAUGUACACAAAUCCUGAAGAUUAUGCCAAAGUGAAGAGAAGAGUUUCAGACCUCUAUAAAGAACAUGAAAAAGAGCUCGUGGAGGCAGAUAAAAUUUUGAUGAAAAAGAUUGAGAAUGAUCAAUUCCUGGACCUUAUGACUCUUAAAACUGAAAUUCAUGCCGUGUGCAAGGAACCAUACAGUAUUUACAAAUCUGUGCUCAAAGCUAAGGGUUCAAUCAGUGAGGUUAACCAAAUUGCCCAGCUUCGUAUGAUCAUAAAACCAAAGCCAUCUGUUGGAGUUGGACCUUUGUGUAGUCCACAGACGAUUUGCUACCAUGUUCUUGGGUUGGUCCACGGUAUCUGGACUCCUGUUCCUAGAGCUAUGAAGGACUACAUAGCCACACCAAAGCCUAAUGGCUAUCAAAGUCUUCAUACAACUGUAAUUCCAUUUUUGUAUGAAAGCAUGUUUCGCCUGGAAGUUCAGAUUAGAACUGAAGAGAUGGAUUUGAUAGCUGAGAGGGGCAUUGCUGCUCAUUAUAGUGGUAGAGUCUUUGUUACUGGCCUAGUUGGGCAUGCGGUGCCAAAUGGUAGAAGUUCAAGAGGGAAGACAGUUUGUCUUAACAAUGCAAACAUAGCACUCAGGGUUGGUUGGCUCAAUGCUAUUAGAGAAUGGCAAGAGGAGUUUGUUGGCAACAUGAGUUCUAGAGAAUUUGUUGAUACCAUAACCAGGGAUCUCUUAGGUAGCCGUAUCUUUGUCUUUACCCCAAGGGGAGAGAUUAAAAAUUUGCCUAGAGGGGCUACUGUCAUUGACUAUGCCUACAUGAUACACACCGACAUUGGAAACAAAAUGGUGGGCGCAAAGGUCAAUGGAAAUCUUGUUUCUCCUAUGCAUGUACUUGCCAAUGCAGAAGUUGUGGAGAUUAUCACCUAUAAUGCUCUCUCAAGCAAAUCAGCUUUUCAAAGGCAUAAGCAGUGGUUGCAACAUGCUAAAACACAUAGUGCCAGGCACAAAAUUAUGAAAUUCUUGAGGGAGCAAGCUGCCCUAUCUGCUGCUGAAAUAACAACAGAUAGGGUAAAUGACUUCAUUGCUGACUCUGAAGAGGAGAGUGAAUUGGAAGAGCCCUCACAUAUUUCCCGAUGCAGCAAACCUCUAUGGCAGAAGAUCCUAAGGAAUGUUGUGGACUUUUCAUCCCCAGGGAGAAGUUGUGAAGAUGCCUUGAUGGCAAAAAAUGGAAGUAUUUGGGCCCCUAAGGUCAAUGGGAAGCAUAACAAACAUAUGCAGCAGGUGAGUUUGAAGGCCAAUGGGGACUUGUUAUCACUGGGCAAUGGUGCUGCAAAUAUGAUACCUGCAAACAUUCCACCACACAAGGAGGUCUUGCCUGGUUUGGAAUGUUGGCAAGCCAGUAAAAUUGCUUCAUGGCACAAUCUUGAAGGACAUUCUAUCCAGUGGUUUUCUGUUGUCUGCAUCGACCGCAGAGGAAUAAUGGCUGAGGUCACAACAGCAUUGGCAGCGGUAGGCAUCACCGUAUGCUCCUGUGUGGCUGAGAUUGAUAGAGGAAGGGGGAUGGCUGUAAUUUUAUUUCAUGUUGAAGCCGACCUUGAAAUUUUGGUUAAUGCUUGUUCAAGGGUGGAUCUAAUACUGGGUGUUCUGGGAUGGUCUAUUGGUUGCAGCUGGCCAAGCUCAAUACAAAAUGACCAACUUCUUGAGUGCUAAUUCAAAAAUGGAUCCAAUAAAUCCAACUAGUUGACCCAGCAGUUGCAAGCUUGGGUAUGAAGUUUUGUCCCCCAUAGAGCUUAAGACCUACUGUUCUAUAGUAAUUUUGCCUUUUUAGUCCAUAGUCCUCAUCUAUUUGUUAGAUGAUCAUAACCAAAUAAACCAGGAGCGAAGUAAGCUGACUCUGGAUCGGGGCACUGUAUAUAGAAGAAAAGAGAUGGUUAGAGUUGAGUAUACCCUUGUAAAGAUACUUGUACUAAAGGAUGAGUAUACACUGGAAAACACUUAAACAAGUUUGUAACUGUUUCAUAUGAAUAAACUAUUCUCCCUCAUCAUUUUCAUUUCUUA